AUGACACUAAAUAUGUACGGAGGCACCUUUGUGGGAUUUAAAGCGAUAAGAGAAGGGGAGAUUAAAAGUAAAUCGGGCUCUUCUAACGAAGAUAAAUCUCCAUAUCCGACACUUGACGAAAAACCGGAUAAAGUAAUAGUAACCUUGAUCGGAGUAGAUAACUUGAGGCUUCCGGAAGUGAGCGAUCCGAAUAAGAGGGAGCUGGUAGUAACAGCGAUUUUUGAUGACGAUUCAGUUGAAGAGUCGUUGACUCAUGCGAGGCAGAAUUCUGAAAUUGUUGAUGCCCAAUAUUAUCACGACUCAUACUCUGCAAACUUCAAUUCGUAUCAGCUUGUUUUACCCUGCGGUGAUAAGAAGGUUCUGUCAUUGUACCUCUCUUGUGUUACUACGCUCUUUAUGGAAGACGGAACGAAACGAAUUGAAUUCAAGGGGCAUAGUUACACACGGGGCAUAGAACUUUCCACUUGUUUGGACCACAAACAGAUAAGAGAAGAGCUCAUCUUGUCUGACGAAACCAACAUUCCUGGUGUAAAACUGGUGUUCAGACUGGUCACCACGAAGAAAGAGUUAGGCCCAGAAGUCAAAGAGGAUACAAUUUGCAGCGUUCUGGAGAGGUACAAAAAGUCAGAGGACUGA
Molecule: messenger RNA, 636 nt
Organism: Theileria orientalis strain Shintoku
Lineage: Eukaryota; Apicomplexa; Aconoidasida; Piroplasmida; Theileriidae
Exons: 5
Coding region: 1-636 (211 amino acids)
Source: RefSeq, a predicted model, not a curated record